AACAAUUACACUUAGUUAGGGGGUUAGGGCCUUCUUAGCUUAGCCUAAUCCCCUCAAGUGUAAUAAUACAUAGGUUUAGUUAAUUUAUCUUUUUAACUUAAACAUUAUACUGUAUUAGGCUUAAUUGAAGUGAACUGUAGUUAUGGAUGUUGGGCUAGGCAUAUAUCCUGUUGUUUUUAUUUUAACCCAAGUGAUUUACAUUUAGCGACAUAUUCCACAAUGUCACUACUUAUACAUACACAAGAGUUUUCAGAAUAUUUUAGAAAUGUCUCCCAAUUUCUUCAAGAAUUUUCGUGGAUUUACAAAACCCCUGUCACCAACCUACUUACCCAAGAUGUUUUCUCUAAAAUACCCAAUGAAUGGAAAGGACAUAUUUUAGAUUUGUCUAUCGAGGAGUUGAAUGAAGUACCACUAGGUUUUAUAAAGGACAGUUCACCGAGGACUCUCCAAAACUUCAUAAGAAAUUGCAAGGAACUAACUCUACCUGAGUUGGCUGGUUUGCCCUUAAAUCUUCCAUCUUGUUCUGAUGAUUGGCUACAGUCAGUGCCUAAAGAAAUAUGGAAGGGAAUGAGCCAGAAAAAGAAACAAGAAGUUCAGUUGAUGUCUGCGUUUGUCCAUAAUGAAUGCAAAGCUUUAGGAAUCAGUAACAUUGUGGAUCUUGGAUCAGGAUUGGGCUAUGUUAACCGUCUAUUACUUCUCCAAGGAUACAAGAUUUUAGGUGUUGAAUCUCAGGAAAAACUUGUUAAUUUUGCAACAACCCUUAAAGACAAGAUAUUUCCUAGUGAAAUAGCAAUGAAGAUAAGUUACAUUAACCUCAAUAUUUGUGAAAAUUCAAUACCAGAGUUGAGAAAUGCUUUGGUAAAAACUUUAAUUACACCGUACAAGGGACAUAGGACUAUGUCAAAUUAUGAAGACAAUGAAGAUAAAAAUAAUUUUAACCAGAAAGAAAAUUUUACAAAAUGUAGAUAUGAAGAAGUGGCUGAAGGCAAUGGGAAGGUGUGCAUGAUCGGUCUACACGCUUGUGGUGACUUGGCAGUUUCUGGUUUAAAGAUGUUUCUGAACCUCCCAGAAGUUUCAGCUCUGGUAAUGAUUCCGUGUUGCUAUCACAAGAUGGCUCUUGAUUCUAAUGUUGAAGUAGAAUCAGGAGUUGAGAAAUUCCACAACAUUCCUCAGAGCCAGUCGCUUGCUAAAGCUUGUGCUGAGGGAGAGAAUUUUAUUUGCCGUUCACUUCUGCGGCUUGCAAGCCAAGGGACAAACUCCAGCUGGAUGAGUUGGAGUGCGGCAGAUCAUCGGCAACAUUCAUUCAACGUUCUCGCCAGAGCCGUUGUUGAGUUGUAUGCUCAAAAAGAAAAUGCCUCAUUUAAGAAGAAUUUUAGAAGAUUGGCAAGGAAGAGUUUGCUGAAAGACCAAAAUUUUUCUAAUUACAUUAGUGAAAUACUUAGCCGCAGUGAGAUGAGAGAUGAAGAUCAAAUGACUGAUUUUGCAAUAGAAAAUGAGAAAAUACACAGCGAACUUUUAUGUCUAUGGGAGCUGCACCAAGACAAGUUACCACUGGUGGAAGUAAUCACAGUACUCCAGAUGUGUCUAGAACCGGUUGUCGAGAGCCUGGUUGUGGCUGACAGAAUCUGCUUCCUUAGAGAGCAAAAUAUCAACAAUGUCAGGAUCGUCAGAAUUAUCGACAACAGAAUAUCCCCAAGAUCCUUAGCUUACAUAGCAUCAAAAUGAUUUGAUAACUUUCAGCAUAAGUUAAUAUAUUAUGACUUGUGACUUAGCUUUCUUCUCGGUCUUUUUGGGCACUAGGAUAGCCUGGAUGUUAGGCAGUACUCCAUCCUGGGCGAUGGUGUUACGGAUUGCCAGCUAGAGGUGACGAGGAAUGUCUAUCCUGGUUGGUCUGAAUAACCUGGCCGUUUUCGGGUCAAAGUGAAUCGAUCAUAAAUUCAUUAAGGCAGAUUGGAUGCGUAGGAGUUUGCAACAAGCGAAUGGAAUUCAAGAUUUCUUGUGGCAGUGGAUCAUAAGUAAGGAAGGUUUGCUGCUUUAGCAAGCUCAAACCUAGAGCAGCUCUGAAUGAGGCGGCUUCGACAGUUAAAUAGGAUUCAAGACUCUUCUUAUGCCUCGUUUAUAUGGUGCAUCUUUUAAUUUUGCCUCCUCCCAUCUACUCAGUCGUCUUCAUCACUGUUACAACUCCAGGUUGUCAGGAACAAGUGUGCACCAACAACAACAAGUGUGCAACAACAACAAGUGUGCACAGUUCUCAUGUCUGCUUAUCACUUGAGGAAGUAACUAAUCUCUGAGAAAAAAACCUUGUGUGUCAGUGUCAAUCUUUUUAAAAGUUAUGUCGAGGAAUAAGAUUAAAAAGCAAAACAGAAGGCAAUAACCUAUUGAUAUUAAUCUAAGAUUUUCAGGAUUGCUGCUCGCUAGAUGUUUUAGCAGUGUUGAAGAAAGUUCACCUGACUAUCCUUGUAUUGUGAAAAUAAAUAUUAAAUAACUAAAACCUUUUUCCAACGAGUGGAGUAUUAUUGUAAAGCUACGACACAUUAUUUCAUGUGAAGUUAUUUUAGUAAAUUAAUUAUUUAUUUUUGAGGACAGACACCUUUCUAAUAUGAUUGAUGUUUCUCAAAACCACCACAUAUAUUAUUAUCCAAAAUUUGUUUUACUUCAAAGAUAAUUUCAAACUUCUUAUACAACUAAAUAUACAAGGUGUUAACAGGGCCGGUUUAACCCAUACGCGAACUACGCGGCCGCAUAUGGCGCCACGAAAAAGUGGCGCCGUGGUGCCAACGGAACAUUUUUUUUACGUGAACAACGUAAUUUAAUUUUGUUUAUUUUUGCCCAGAGUUCAAGUAUUCAAAGCACCACAAUAAAGGCAUUUAUUCUGUUUGUACCAACAGCACUUUAAAAAUUUGUAUAUUUGUACAGCACUACAACUCAAGGACUCAAUGCCAUUUGCAGUUUCGAUUUGAAGUGAGCUUACGCAGACGCUCGGCAGUCGGCAGCGUAGCGCCAGCGCGGCACCUGUAGGUUUCAUUUCACGACUCGCUCACAAGUAACCACGCCACUUGUCACAACAAGAAACUUCUCCUUUCUUUCACUCCCUUCUGCCUCUGAUCCUAGAGCAGAGCAUUACGUUGUAUUGCACUCUUUUAGUUGUAUACGUAGGCCUAUACCGUAUCGGUGUCGUAUUGGCAUUGUUUUGAUGAUUCAUGAUUGUUGAUAAGC
Messenger RNA from Macrosteles quadrilineatus (aster leafhopper), 3216 nucleotides. RefSeq names its product methyltransferase-like protein 25B. The record is from RefSeq and is a predicted model, not a curated record. Bases 220 to 1725 code for a protein of 501 amino acids. NCBI's taxonomy places the organism in Eukaryota, Metazoa, Arthropoda, Insecta, Hemiptera, Cicadellidae. The transcript is spliced from 6 exons.